Messenger RNA from Physeter macrocephalus (sperm whale), 2762 nucleotides. RefSeq lists its product as uncharacterized. NCBI's taxonomy places the organism in Eukaryota, Metazoa, Chordata, Mammalia, Artiodactyla, Physeteridae. Bases 1 to 1167 code for a protein of 388 amino acids. The transcript has 4 exons. The record is from RefSeq and is a predicted model, not a curated record.
AUGGAGGACGGGCCCUCCUGGCAUGGGAAGUGGCACAGGAAACCGUGGAGUUUGGAAGGAGGGAGAAGAAACGACUUUAGGAAUUGUGUCAUAAACUUCUUAAUGACAUCCUUAGCAGGACCUAACAGAGCCUUCCAUAUGGUAGGGGCUCAGUAUGUAAGUCCUUUGUCCCCUCCUUGGUUCAGAGAUGGUGGAACCUUCAGGACCAGCGCUCAGGGACGUCUUUCUGCAGAAGGAUGGACUCCGGGACUGAGCGCUGGUGGGGCUUGGGCGGCAGCCUGGGCGGCUCCUUCUCUUGCGUGGAGCUACCAACCAACACCUGCCCCCACCCCUUCCCGAUUGUGCUGCCCCGGGCCCCCCACACGCCUGCGGAAUCCAAGUCAGGGCUCAGCCUGCGGUCAGCGACGACCCGACUCUCGGAGGCUCCCUGGAGCGGGAGGGGCGAGCGCACCGCCCGCUUCCCGGCUCCCGCCCUGCCUGUCGCUCGGGACCUCCACGUGGCCGGUUUGCGCCUCCCUCUGCCUUCUCGCCCCUCCAUUACAGCGUUUCGCAGCCCCCAGCCCGAGCAGAGCAGGCUCUGCCCACUUGGGAGGGGCACUCUCCUCACCCCACCCGGCAGGUGUGGCCCACCAGACAGCUGCUGGGCCCCUGAAGAUUUUCUCAGAGGGAAGGAGAAGCAGGUGGGGAGGUGCUUUGAAGCCUGAGACCCUGCUUUUCUGCCUUACCCACCCUCCCACCCAAAGCCACAACAAAGACCCACGAAGCCUGCCACCCGGCCACAAAACUUCUCCUUCCUCCUCUGGCCUGCUGUCUUCUGCCGUCUGGUGGGGCCAUUGUGAGGAUGACAGCCCCAGGGCCGGGAGCUCAGAUGUCAGCCCAGAGCAGGACUCUUCCUGCGAGGGUGGGGACCUGUCCCAUGCCCCAGUCUCCUGGGGUGUCUGCAAGGUGCCCCUGGGGACACCGUGUGCCUGGAGUGUGCCAGGGCAGGCAGGGAGGGGCUCCCUCCUCUGCCAAGUUCCAGGAAAGGCCUGGCAGGCAGCACAGUCCUGGGCUCCAGGGCCUUCCAAGGUGGAGCUGGGGGAGGGAUCCCAGGCUGCUGAAGUGCCUCACCUGGGCCUCAACCCCUGCUUCCCAGGCAUCACUGGCACCUUCUUUAGCCAAAAUUGAGGAGACGGUUGCCAACCAUCUUCCCACACAUACAGGCAUACUUCCCACACAUGUGCUCACCCAGCCAACGCUCACCAAAUCCCUCAGGCAGGAGGCACUUUCACUGUUGUCGACUCCAACCUUCUACCUGAUGUAUGAAAUCUGUCCACAAUAUCCCAGGCCAGUGUUCUGAAGCUGUUUGCAUACCCAUAGUGACGGGGACACUCUUUUACAAGGCGGCCACUACCCUUCAGGUCCUCCCUAUCUCCAAGUCCAGUCACCUACAGGACACCUGCCCUCACAUGGCCUAGGAGUAACUGAUCUCACCCUCAGGUCCCUCACACCAGCUCCACCCCCUUUCCCACGGUGACCCUUCCACCCCCCCCAAACUCACCAUGAAGUAGGAUUAAUUCUUAACUAUUUUCCCUCCUUCACCAUCCUAUAUCUGAUCUAUUACCAAAUUCUUCCCUUUCUUCCUUUUAUUACAACAUGUAUUAUUUGUUACUUUCUUCAUUUACCCUUCCUUUCCAACCCCGUAGAUUCCACCUUUGGCCCAAAUUCCCACAGUCACUGCCACACUGUCCUUUCUGACCCAGGUUUUUCCUUCCUCCUACACACCCUGCUGGAAUUAUCUUCCUCAAACACUGUUUAUUGUGUGUUAUCAACUUCAGACUCCUCAACCAAGCACACUGGGUACAACAGCUGCUAACCUGUGUGUUCCAUAUGAAGGGGCCCACACUCAUUCAUGGUGUACCCAGACCCCAGAGUCCAGCACAAGGCCUGAUGCAUAGCAGGAGGGGAGCCAAUGUUCCUCAAGUGUCCAAUCCAUUUGGUUGUGCUCCUUGCUCUCCGCCCAGUUCUCUUUCCUGGCUUGGUGUCCCCAUUCUCAUGAAGCCUAUUGGCUUCCUGAUGCUCACGCAGGCCCUUUUGUUUAGAACAGCCCCAGUUUUUGUUUUUGGCCACACUGCGCAGCAUGCGGGAUCUUAGUUCCCCCACAGGGAUCGGACUGAACUCGCGCCCCCUGCAGUGGAAGCACCGAGUCUUAACCACUGGACCGCCAGGGAAGUCCCAGCCCUGGUUUUUAAAUUUCCCAUAAUCUUCAGAGAGCGGUGGGGAAGAGAGAAGCUGACGUCCAAAUUAACAUUGGGGUUUGUGCCAAAUACUAACUGCAAAGACCCUGAGUGUCAAGUGGAAUGAGGGUAGCUGCCUGCUGGGAGCCAGCAAGAAACAGAACACCACGGAGGAGGGUGGAGGGCAGAGAAGAGUGGGUGCAACCAGUGGUUUGGGGUUUACAGAGGGAUCUUGUCACUGGAGAUUCCAGCCUGCCUAGCUCUGGGUCGCUAUUCUGAUGCCCUUAGGUUGUUCUUUUUUGGCACCACAUCUCUCUCUCUCACACACACACCCACACCCAGUGAUCCUGGCCCCAUCACACCUCAUAACCCAGCUCAAAGUCUCUGAUAAUCUCCACCCCACUUGGAUCGUGUUGGCAUCAACUUCCCUCUGAGCCUCAUGAGCUGCCUUCAUUCUUUCCUAUAUUUUAUUGCUUCAUUAUGUCCUGUAGUAUUUUCUACCCCAAAGAUUAUAAGCUCCUUCAUGGCAGGGACAGUGUUACUUAU